Molecule: messenger RNA, 1024 nt
Organism: Glycine soja
Lineage: Eukaryota; Viridiplantae; Streptophyta; Magnoliopsida; Fabales; Fabaceae
Exons: 4
Coding region: 322-708 (128 amino acids)
Source: RefSeq, a predicted model, not a curated record
UUUCCCUCACACAAUAUUAUUCCUUUUCCCUCUCCCAUUCCUACUCCCAAAUCACAAUUCCUCUUCUUUUUUUCUUUUUCUCUGAGUCUCAGCCAUAUCCAUCAUCUUUCUCUCUCCGCCGCAUGCGGCGGUGACGUUUGAUACCCUUCUUCUUAUACAGAUCCGCCGCCCCUUCUUCCUCCCAACGCCGCUUUCUGCUGUGGACCCGGUUUAUGACGAUUCCUUGGCAAACAACAAACGCAUAUUGAAGAAUUUGUGGUUUCACGAUUUUACCCCUCGAAAUCAGAAGUAUCAGUAGCGUCUACGCUUGACAACCCUACGAUGAUGAGUCAGCAUCCCCGUAGGAAGCUGCCACGUGGCAACCCAAGAAAGGGCAAGCACGCUGAAGUUGACAAGCCGGCUGCGCCGAAAGCUACUGAGCCGCCAUCCUCAAAUCGGCUUCUAGCCGGCUACCUUGCGCACGAGUUCUUGACCAAAGGGACUCUGUUGGGUCAGAAGUUUGAGUUCGACUUGACCCGAUCCGGCGUGGCUGAGCCAAAGAGGGAGCAGGAUAAUUACAAGGAGGUGGCAAACCUUUUGAGGACAAAGGGAACCCAUGUAAAGGGAAUUGUGAAUCCCACCCAGCUUUUCAACUGGAUUAACAAGAAAUCUUGUUCCAGUGCAUAUUAUUCUCCAAGGCCACUUUCAAGGCUGCAUAUUGGGAGAUAAUGGACGGCAUGUUGUUCAGAUAAUGGUCUUGGUUGAAUGCUAGAGUGAAUAGUUUUAUUUAUCCCUUACAUGCACAUGCUGGCACCUUAAUCCUACGCUUUUUAAGUUAAGCUCCUUUGGGUCUUAGUGGGAAUUAUGGAACAUAUAUACAAAAACAAUGUUACUGAUUCGUGCUUACUGGUUUCUAACAGAUGUAUUAAUUGUAUUUGUGACUGCAAUAGGGCAAGGGAUCGCAAAUAUGGUCUAUUGUUGCUCGUGUACGUAAAACUAAUAUCAAAUUAGAUGAUUAUAAAAUUUCAAUUUUCAAGCCUAAAAA